AUGCCAGGUGAGGAAGGGUCAGGAGGGGCAGAGAGGCAUCAGUGAACGGUGUUUAGGCACAAGGACGCUAUGGCUGAGGGAUGAAGCUGGAGAGACGAGGAGACGAGGAGGCGGUGAGGAGGAAGAGACAAGAGGGAGAGGGACAAAACAAAAGAGAUCGAGGCGGAGACUGCACACGUGUUCACGAAAUCCUGACGUCACAAUGUAUUAUCUGCGUCGCAUUUCCUGCUCCAGCUCCAUCUGGUGACGAACUCCACUCAGCAGCUGUGGUUUGUUUACGUCUCGGCGGCGAGGUGUUGAGGUCAGCCUGGUCAGGUCACCGCCUUCCCUACAAAUACAUAGCGUGUACAGCGGGAUAGGUAAGGUCAUUAAGGCAGUGGGCAAGGAGAUACAGGGAAAAUAGGACACGAUGGGGAGUAAAUUAAAGCCGGGAGGUGUCCGAAGGCACCUGAAGGAGAAGGUGGUGCAGAUGUAUGAGGAUCUGUUCCAUGGUGUGGACCCGUGCAUCAACAACCCGCGAUUCUGGGAGGACCUGUUCCUGCUGAAACCCAAAAUGUCUGCCCUGGAGGGAGAGAUCAGCCGUUGCACAUCAGACCAGCUGGUGGGACUCAAGGACAACAUCAACACACUGUUUGCCAAAUGUGUGCAGACGCUGGCUCACGAACACAAUAUUCGGGUGGUGAAUGCCCUCCUGACACUGUGCAGCUUGGUGCGAGGCCUCUACCGCAAGAUGCAGGGUGACUACGGCUUUGACUUCAUCAACAUCCUCAUUGGUUUUGAUGCAGCAGAGGAACAAAUGCAGCUACUUUUGAAUCAUUGCUCAAAUUUUCUGACCGGUGAAUACUGUGACAGCCUCAAAUCCCUCAGCCUGAAGUUCUUGUUGGUGCUGGCAACUGGCACAGACAACAUCAGCCAGAAUACUGUGCUGGAAUAUCUCACCAUCAACUGUAACUUUGAUGCAGUGAUCCAGCUGCUGAGUCACUCCAGCACCAGGAACCAGCAUGGCCCCGAGGCAGUGCUGUACCUCAUGCUGAUGGUUAACUACCGCAAGCAUGAGAUGACCAACCCAUACACCGUCAACAUCUCCCUGCUGGACGAUGAACUCAUCCUCAAUGGCUAUGGACAGGUGAUCACCGCUUCCCUUGCUGACUUCAACCACAAGUACUCGGCACACUUCAUGGAGCCUCACGGAUCGGGCUGGUUUGCCUCCCUCACCUCCAUGGUCGGCUCCAUGUUCCUGUCAGAGGAGAUGGCCACUCGCAACGAACAUAUCAAGGCCAACGAUUCCUUCCUUCUAGCGUUAUACGAGGCUGUCCAUCUAAACCGAAACUUCAUCACUGCCCUCACCACUGCUACCGACCCCUCUACCCCUCCCUCCCCUGCCAACACUCUAGAGCGAGGCAGCACCCCACCAGCCCCGGACUCCACUGAGACACCCAGCCCUGCUACUCCUGUGGAAAUUGAGACUUGUGUUCAGCCCACUAACCUCCUUGUCACCUUCUUGGAGUAUUGCUCCAUAGUGAUGCAGGACACCAAGACAGAGGAGAGUCUGAGCAAUGUCAAGCUGUGUUUCAUCAUCAUCACCUGCAUUGCUGAGGACCAGUACUGCAACCUGCUGCUGCAUGACGCCAACCUGGUGUUCACUGUGCCCCUCCACCGUCUCCCCAUGAGGCACCGCAAGGUGGUGCCGGAGAGGACAACUCACGCCCGCCCCCUGGCUUGCGCUGUGCUGGAUGUGAUGGUGGAGUUCAUGAUGUCACACAUGAUGAAGAAGCUUCCCAUUGAGUUGUUCCUCCUCAAUGUCGGCAUCACGCACCGCUUGCUGUGCUACCAGAAGAGGAACUCAGUACGGCUCCCCUACAACUGGAAGGACCUGUGGGCUGCCCUCAUAGCGUUGGCAAAGUUCCUGGUGACCAAUGAGGCAUACUUGGCAAAGAAAAUGAACAUUUUCCAAUUAGCUAAUCAGGUCAUGAAUAUCUUCAACUUGUUCAUCACCUAUGGAGACACUUUCCUGUCCACACCCUCCAGCUACGAUGAACUCUACUACGAGAUAAUGCGCAUGCAUCAGGUCUUUGAAAACAUGUACUUAAUGAGCCUGAGGUACUCCAGAACAGAUGGUGAUUACAAGGAGAGUGCACAGAAACUGACAAACUCCCUAGGCAACAUUAGGUCAAUCAUCAACCACUUCACCCCUAAGCUGGAGAAGUGGAGUCAGGAGCACAGCAUCUCUACCCUAACAGAAGAACAGGUCUUGGAGGUGGUGCGGAACAACUAUGACAGCUUGACUCUCAAGCUGCAUGACAGCCUGGACCAGUACGAGAAGUAUGCUGAGAAGCCCCAGCACGCUAACUUCUUUGCAAACAUGGUGAGAAGCAUCCUCAGCGACACAAGGCAGAGCAUAGACUUCAGUGCAUUUGAAAACCUCUCCAUCCUUCAGGAGCUGAGUAACUCCACGUGAGGGAAGGUCCUCAGGAAGAUCGGUCAGCUUUUUCUUGCCACAUACAGAAAGUUGCUACCCUGGACAGGGGAACAUUAAUGAGUGCAUUGUAUGUUGUGGAUCAUUUCUGUGGUCUCGUGUGUCAUGUGUAGGUGGAAGUUGCUCAAAGGUUAGUAGGUGUGGUUUAAUUAGUACUAUUGUGGUGUGACAUUAGGUGGAAACUAUAUUUUCUGAUCUGCUAUAAAAGUAAUACCAAUGUCUCCACUUUCAUGGCCUGAUAACUUAUAACUAUACAUAAACUGUGCUUUCAUAUUAAAUUUGUACCGUAUUUACUGUUUGUAUUGGGUAAACCAGAUCUAAUUUUAUGAAAUGAGUAGUAGAUGAUCAACAGGUAUAUGGAGUAUCAGUCGUAGAGCUAGAGUGGUCGGCACACUUACCUGAUGAUAUACAAGUCAACUUGAGUUUAAUCCUUUGUCUCUCUGGGAUUGGUAGUGUUCCAAAGCUCCUGGUACAAGGGCAGCAAGUAGGUACAGAACCUGGAAGCUAGAUGUAUUAUGUAAUGAAUCAGGUGUUCCAGGGAAGACCCACAGACUCCCAAUGCAAAUGCUAGACACUCCACUUGCAUCACAUUCACCAUUACUUCCACACAUACACAUCCUUCCCCAGUCUGUCCAAGGGAAGUGUAAGGAUUUGCACUUUCUCCUCACCAAUGGAGUUGAUGUCCUUCAUCACACUAUAGUGAACUGUAAAUUGUUUGUUUUGGGCAUUCAUAACUAGAAUUUUAGAAUGUUUCAGACUGUAUGAACUUGUAUACUAUACAACAGUAGUUUUUUUUUUCUAGGUAGUUUUCUAGUAAAUUGUGAUAAAAGAAGUGGCAUGGGUUGUCCUUCUCAGUGAGGUAGGAAGUGACGUCUUUUCAUGGCGUGUCCAUCACUGCAGAGGAUUCGCGUGAACCAGAUCCCAGUGAUGUAUUGUGAUUUCUAGCUGGACUGGUUAUGAAAUUAUAUCUAAAGAUUUACUUUAUUUUCUGCUGUGGCCAAGGGUCAUUAAUAGCCAGAAUACUUAAUACUAGCAUGGAAAGGCAGUUUCUUCUCAUAUUCCUUUCAAGUACCAUAGGAAAAAAAUUUACUAAAAUUUCAAUAUGAAGCUCAAUCAAUCUCCACAUUGUAUCAAAGGCUGUAUUAUUCUUACUGUAGCACCCUCCUCCACUCCAAAAAUUAGGAGCAUCAUGAAAACAUUGAGUUAGAUAUAAAGGGUAGCUAUGAGAGAGAGAAUGGCAGGGGACUGAACACCUGUCAGGACAUUCAUAAAAACCAGUGUGGUGUGUUACCCACCAGACCACCGUGAUCAAGGCCUUAAUGAAUUUUCAUCAGCUGCAGUACCAAGCGUUCUUACCAACCCAGCAAGGAAUCUCUACACUCCUGGGGAUCUGGCAUUAGUGAAUCCACAGUAUGAAGUCAGAUGGGAAGUCUUGCAUGAUAAAAGCAAAAAUGAUUUUCUUGCUUUCUAGACUUAAGUUGCUUCUCAUUGUUCCUGUCAUGUUCAUCCAUUCUUAGUUCAUGAGAUUACAACUCAUAUCAUUUUCAUUCAUCAGUAGUACAUGCCACUGUCAUCCCCAUUCCUCUAUAAGUAUCAUCACUAGUCCCACUACCAUUGUCACCUCACCACCAUAAUCAUUACUCCUCUGGGAGCUUUUAGAGUCAUGUUUAGGGAAUACUUUCAGGGUAUAAGAUGCCAAAAAGAAUCUGGCCUCACUCAUUCCUUAAGCGCCUUCUCUCCCAUGUCCUCAAUUUCCAAGGUAUGCAUAUCAUUCCCUCACCAUUAUAUCUCGUGUUGCUGUAAUUUAGCUAGAGCUCCUCACGGAUUAUUCAAUUCACCACGGUCUUAAAUUUUCCAGUACUGUGUGAAUAUUAGUGCUUGAUUGUAAUCCAUGUUAUUUUUAAUUUUAUUCCUGCUAUGAGAAGAUGUGAUGUCUUGGCUAUCCUGGUUUAAUGCAAGUUAUUAUUAUUAUUAUUAUUAUUAUUAUUAUUAUUAUUAUUAUUACCAUCAUUAUUAUCCUUCAGUUCUGUACUUCUCUUUUUGGGGAACAAAGGUCUAAGGAUCUUAAUUAUCAUAGAUUUGUUGCAUGUAGUCUUUUACAUUGCAGAGCCAAAUCCCAAUGAGCCAUAUGAUGUACCACUAUUUCUAUUAUUAUUAUUACAUUAGCCAUUGUUUUGAAGCUUUGCCUUGCGUGGUGAGGCAGUGUUGUCAGCCAAUCUUAGCAGCAUCAGUGUGUUCAUAACAUUCUGUCGGCUGUGUCUCCUCAUGUCUAAGAGGAAGCCAUUACAUAACUAUUACUAACAUUUAGUAGAGAUCUUUAGUAUUAUCUUCCUGUAUAUAUUUUUCCUCAUUAUUACACAAACCUUGAUGUGUAUGAAAAAUCUUGCUGUUAACAAGAUUAAUUUCCUUGUUAAGGAAAAAAUUCUUUUUGUUAUACACAGUCGUCAGCCUCCAACUCUCCUCAACAACAUAAGUUACUGGUGUGUUUGUCUUGGUAUCAUUAUGUAAAACUGGACAUAAAAUUACCUUAUGGAAUAAUAUUUGUAUUUCUGACAUAUAGGUACAAAAGAACUGCUGAUGUAAAUUACAGGCAAAUAUAUUUUUUGGUAGCUUGUUUCAUACUUAGCUUCCUGUUAAUUUCCAUUUUAAUUACUAAAGUCUCAGCAAUGAUGUGAGAGUUGGCUGGCUUACCUUGUGUACAUCAAAACCAAUAAACUGAUAAAUCAAAUAUGCAAGUUAACAUCCUUAUACUCGUAUAUCAAUAAGUCGGUGGCCGUGGUCCCCUGGGGUCCAUGUACCACAAUGUAAAGGGAACCACACCUUUAACAGAACUUUAAAAUUAAGUUGUUUGCUAUUGAAAAAAAAAAUUAAUAGUUUAGGCAAUUUCUGAUCUGAUUUUUUUUUUUUUUUUUUAAUAUAUCAAGAAAUGAGUUAUAGGUUCGGCUUGUCAUCAUCGAGAAACGCACGACAUUGGAUAGGAUGAUAAUGAAUUAAUCUCGUGGUCCGUUUGAGUGAAGUCUUCCUUGGUACUAGAAUCAAUUAAUAAAUACUGUACUAUGAUAUCAAUAACUCGUAAUUCAAUAACUGGUUGGUGUAAUAUCGUGACAGGACGCAUUAACACCAGCCAGGAUAAGUUGGUGAAAGUUUGUCCUUCCGGCCCAUCAGAUCUAGAAAAAACUCCGGUCACGGCCCUCUCCCCUUAUCAAAUAUUAAUUCUUUUCGUAAUGGAGAACGUAGGUUACUACACUACUAAUUCUCAUAAGACCUACUCCAGCUAGAUAGUGACGUACCUCCUCCAGUGAUGAGUGUGACAAGUAGAGAAGAAACCAGGUGAAUACUUAAACCACUCUCGUUUCACUCAGUCCGCUCAAAUACCUUUGGAUGACCUUUACUUCGGGAAAAACUGAACAGGAAUGGAGCAUGACCACCUACGAACUAUAUGUUCCCGCUGAUAUGCAACCGCUAAUAAUAUAUCUAAUAAUAUUUGAGCAGAGUUAGAGCGAAACCAGAAGAGUAGUAAGUGCCUAUUACCCAUUCGCAAAAAGCGAAAGUCCACAUCCUGCCUUGACAACACAUCUACUACGCAGAGGCUGACUAAUGGUAGUUUAACCACAAUCAUUAUGCAGUAACUGUGCUACGAAUAAUAGUAAUUAGUUAUAAAUUACAAAUAUAUCAAAGAAUUACUAUAUACGAGUGAUGCGACGAAAAACAAUCAUGACGUCUGCGGUCAUACGUGUACAAGCUUCAGCUUCAAGUGAUCGAGAACUCGCGCUUCGCUUCGACCACUCACAUGGCCACUGCCGCGUCAAUAAGUGGUCAUUUAUUGACCUGCGUAUCAUGUAUUUCUACCAACGUUAUAAGACCUGUAUUUUAUAACAACAUACACACACACAAAAAAAAAAGAAACCUUAAGUAGGAUAUGACCGAUCGAGUAUUUUAUUCCACACUGCCUCCGUCUACACUACAAGUAAAAGAGCUCAUCACCACACUAACAAGCGUUUGAUAUCUCCCCAGAGAACAGAAGCCAGCCGCAGAUUAUACCUUCCCCUUGUAUGGUAGUUGAACAUUAUUUGUGUAUAUUACUAUUAAAUCACACACAACACACUUUUAAGACCCAAAAAAUCUGCUGUGAUCUCAUUACCACUUGUAUCUUGAAUGGCAGUUCACAACUUCGUAUAAUAACCGAUAUCAUUCAUCCAUAACAUAAAAUUUCUGGUGGACAUAAUCCAAUAAUACUUAAAUCGCUGUUAUUACCGGAUGUUGAUAAAUUAUUACGCUGCUUGAUUGUCAAGUUGCCAAUUAGGUUAGGGUGUUAGUGAAGGACAUUACAAGGAAAUAACUGGACAUAUUCUCAAGUUCUACGCCAGCGUCUUGGUUCGAGUACUUGAUUUAUAGGCUGUAGUGUGAGGUACUACUUACUUUUUUACUUUAGCGAUAGACUGACCAGUUCUACAUCACCAGUGAGAAAAGUACAAAAAAACCGACUGAUGACUUCCGUGGCCUUUGAAAACAGUCCUUGUGAGAGACUCGGAGCAACACGUGACAGAACCAUCAAGAAAAUUGCUGAUCUUCAUCCUCGUUCUGCAAGGUGAUCGCGUUCCAGUAAUCACUACGCACAACACGAACGAAAAUCAGUAUAUACCCUCCCCACCCACUGCUCCUUCCUGACAAGCGCAUUUUCAACUUCAGCCUCUCCAUUUUACGUAUAAUGUUUCAUGUAUAAUGUACAGAUAAUGUACAUGAUAUAGUUUCAGAUACAACUAGCGAAGGAUUCUGUGGCGUUGCACUGCCUCUGAUUUAACUAAAUACACGUCUCAAAAUAAUCUAACCCGCCACUUUACCAAACCACACGGUCGAUCACAAUUAAAUCCAUCUGUUCCCUCUUUCACUCUACAUCAUAAUAUUCUUCCCUUGCAUUGCAAUACUAUGUCCCUCUUACUUGUUUUUGUUCGUGGGGUGUAUGCAAAACGUCACUGGAAAUAUCCGAAGUCCCGUCCUCCACUGUCGCACGCACCCUAUCCACGUCCACCUUCCGUCCUUCCUCAUGCACGUAUGACUGCUGGUUCUAGUACAGUUGCGGAACUUUAAACAAUGAGAAUAUCCAAACUGGUAACUACCCAGGUCAUUCAGCAGUUCCGCCACACGUCGGUAGGUGGCUCUGAUAAGGAGAGGGAUGGUAGCAAGAAUGGGAGGGGUUAGGUUGGGGAGGAGGCCGGGGAAUUCACAGGGGUCACUGAUGUACUUCCUUAUGAUACUAUCACGCAAUGUUAAGACAAAGUCCAGAGGUUACAAUCUCUUUAUUUAACAAAGAAUAUAUAAUAACCAAAUAUUGUACAUAAAUAUCUACUGCCCUCUGAUAGAAGCAGCAAAUACAUACAGCUGUGACAAUUGUGUCGUUUUCCUCCAUCAUUGACCAUAUUUUUCAUGUGUAACUUUUGCUUCCUUUCUAAUUCGGUAACGAGGAUGUUGUCAUUUGUGUUUGCUGAGGUGACUAGCAAGGGUGUUGAGGGUGAUCCUUUGCAAUCAUCUAUAACAAUUUUGGGCACAGGAUGCUUAGCGUGACAUGUAAGAAUAUCUUCUUAUAUACAGAAUAUUUAUCAUAUUAAAUUAACUUUACAUGCAUCUCAACAAUUAUUAUUUCUCAGUGCCUUGCUAAUGCAGUACACCUAUACUAAUCUUCAAAAAAAAAAUAGCACCAUUAACUCAUGCAAAUCAUCAUAAACUUGCAAUACAUAAUAUUCUAGAGAAGGCCUGGAGACCGUGGGAGGAACCAUCAUAUACAGAGUGUGGAAAGCUCUACUGAAAUCUGAAUUUGUAUCAGAAAGUUUAACAGUUAACAUAUAAAAGAUAUCAAUUACUCAUACUGCAACUGUUGCAUGGCACAAUCAGUUAAGUGUGGAGGGUUACUUAAGAGGCAAGAAGUGCUUCCUUUAGUAGUGACGAGUGUGUACCAACCACAAAAAUGUAGAAGUUGAUGCUCCUUGAUUUAAGAUAAAUAUGUGCAUGAUUUAGCUGGCAGGAGACACAAGGUGGGGGAGGAAAGCUUGAGAGCAGAGCACCCGUCACUCCCUGUCAGUACUUACAUGGGGGAGGAGAUUCUAGUAAAAAUUGAUUUGAUGAUGUCCAGUUAUCAAACUAAACACUGUCCCAGACAUUUAAUUUAACUUUUAAAAGAUGAAAGUUGGUUUUAUACAUAAAUAUGUGGCACAUUACAUGUAUACAAAAAAUACUGCAUACUGCAUCUCUAUAAUGAUGUAAAAUGUUGCAGUUCAAUAUAAUAUAUUCUGAAAAAUCUGUAAUGCUAACAAUCUGUGCAAUCUUAAUAGUUAAUGAGCACAGUCAUUAUACUGUUUAACAGCAAAUGAAAGAAGAAUAAAGUGUGCAUGUAAUUGAAUCAGGUGAAGAAAUUCAAAAGGUUUCUGUACAUUAUACACAAGCACAGUAGCUAAGACUUAGUGAGCGAGCCUUCACAUUCUGUGAGGACAACUAAUACAGAAUGAGAGGUUGGGUUCAGAAGGUCAUGGCUUGAUGCACAGCAUAAAACUCUUCUUUUUCAGUCACUCUUCCAUCCACACACACACACACACACACACACACACACACACACACACACACACACACACACACACACACACACACACAUACACACACACACACACACACACAUUAACAA
This is a messenger RNA of Scylla paramamosain (green mud crab), 9149 nucleotides long. Its product is annotated as armadillo-like helical domain-containing protein 3. The transcript is spliced from 17 exons. Gene Ontology annotation, cellular component: cytosol. The coding region runs from base 410 to 2458 and encodes 682 amino acids. The record is from RefSeq and is a predicted model, not a curated record. NCBI's taxonomy places the organism in Eukaryota, Metazoa, Arthropoda, Malacostraca, Decapoda, Portunidae.